GACUAUUGUGUUAGCAGGGCGGUCGUGAGAGAGGAGGGGGAGAGCUGAGGAGAUGAGAGGGACACAUCUGUUCAGAGAGACAGAGAAGGAAGGAGCGAAGGACAGAGUGGGCGAAUUAAAGCGAAAAGACACAGAGUUUUAAGGACAGAGGGAAGGGCCCCUGAUCCACUGAAGAUGGAAACCAUAACAUUUCCUCCUGGCUGAGGACCUUAAAUGUUUUACAACUUCUCAGUAUGAAGGUGCUACAGUGGACAGUGCUUACACUCAGCCUGUGUGGAUGCAAGUGGGCGCUCUCUGUCCCACUGGCUCCGCCCCUUGCCUCAGUAACACCUGAAACUCCUCCCACUGUCACGCCCACAGUGGAUGAGAGCGCAAGGCUAGUGGAUUGGCUUAUGAAGUAUGGCUACCUGCCUCCUCCUGACCCCUCCACGGGUCAGCUUCAGGCCUGGACCGCAGUCACACACGCUCUGAAGGCUAUGCAGAGAUUUGCUGGAUUACACGACACUGGAACAUUGGACGAGGAGACGCUGAGACUGAUGCAGACGCCACGCUGUUCACUUCCUGAUGAUGAAGGCAGUCAGAUCCCUGAGUCAGACUCAGAUACUGAGCUUCAAGGCCAGAGGGUGAAGAGAGCCAUAUCGAGCUGGGAUCAGAGAAACAUCAACUGGAGAUUGCACACAUACCCCACCUCCUCGGCUCUGUCCCAUGACACGUUUCGUUCUCUGGUCUUCUACGCUCUGAAAGUGUGGGCAGAACCAACAGCUCUUGAAUUUCACGAGGUUGGAGGACCAGAAGGGGCGGAUCUCCUGAUUGAUUUCUUGCAUGGUUCACAUGGUGAUGGAUACCCUUUUGAUGGGGCGGGUGGGGCUGUUGGCCACGCCUUCUUUCCUUCUGACCCAGAAAGAGCAGGUGAAGUUCAUCUGGAUGCAGAGGAGGAGUGGGCAUUCAGACAGCCAGCUUCUGAAGGCACAGAUGCUUUUACGGUGCUGGUGCACGAGCUCGGCCAUGCUCUCGGACUCUCCCACUCUUCAGCACGGGGGUCCGUUAUGAGGCCGUACUACCAAGGGCCCCUGGGAGACCCGCUCCACUUCAGCCUGGGAUCUCCAGACCGAGAGCACAUCACUGCUCUCUACGGAAAGAGGGGUGACCAUCUACAGACAGACAGUCCUCUAGAGGCAGAAGCUGAACUGAAACAUCCACGCAGAGGCACACACAGACUCACACACAUGCACCGACACACACACAGUCAACUGGACAGUCCUUCUCUGGAUCGCUGCAACACCAGUUUCGAUGCGGUUGCUAAAAUCCGAGGGGAGACGUUUUUCUUCAAAGGUCUGAAUAUGUGGAGGGUAAACAGAGGAAAUCUGGUCUCUCGGAGAGCCGUGUCCGUGCGCAAACUCUGGGCUGCUCUGCCCACAUCUCUGCCCCCUCUGAGGGCCGUACUGGAGAGGCAUGAGGAUCACGCCAUCAUCUUCAUCAGCGGUUCUCAGUUCUGGCUGUUUAAGGACCUGUCUCUGCAGGAUGGUUUCCCCCAGCCGCUGUCUGCUCUGAAUCCCGCAGGCUUGGAUGGAGAGAAACACGGUGUGCACUGGGACCCUGAUAAAGGUGUGGUGUGGAGGUCGGGAGGAGAGCGAGGAGAGAGCGGUCAGGUGUGGACGGAGCUCAUUGAAGGAGGAGUGAACGGAAUUAUUACAGAGAACAAUGGUUCUCUCUUCCUCUUCAAAGGCUCUCACUAUUGGAAAUUUGCCCACCCAGGCUCCGCCCCUGGGGAGGGAUUUCCCCGACCUGUGGCCUCAGAUUGGUUGAACUGCCCCGACCCCUCCUCUCAGCACCCUGGUGAUAUCUCUCUGACAUCCAUUGUUAGUCAACAGGAGCUUCAAGACAGAAAAGAGGAAGGAGCAUUGGAGCAGAUCAGGCACUGGGACAAAACCACAACUAGACACACUGAGAAUCCUCAGGACUGUCCCUGCUCCAACAGUCCAUCACGAGCUAACACAAGUCUGCAUUUCCUGAUGAUUAGCCUGCUCUUACACACUCUGACUUAUCAGCCAUCUGUGUCACUUUUUAUGACACACUCACAUCCUGUUCAUCUUUAGAUAUUUUUACCUGUUAUUUUUUUCUACAGAGCCCACUAUAGCCCACUAUUCCAAAUGUUUUGUAUUCUGUGAUGCUUUUCUGCUCACCACGGUUGUAAAGAGUGGUUAUUUGAGUUACCGUAGCCUUUCUGUCAGCGCAAACCAAUCUGGACAUUCUCCUCUGAUCUCCUCUGAUCUCCAUCUGGCAAUAUCAAACAUGCCACGGUCAAAGUCCCUGAGAUCACAAUUUUCCCCUCAUUCUGCUGUUUACUGUAAACACUAACUGAAGCUCUUGAUAUGUGUCACUAUACUGAUAUUACUGUAUAUCAUUAUGUUCCCCGGUGCACAAACAAGAGGAAAAAAAAGAAUGAUUGCUUUAUGGCAUUAAUAUUUAUUGUGAAUUCUGUGACACUUGACAUUUGACAUGUUAUCUGUACUAAACUUCCAUCACUGGCAUAACUAUUAAUGAUUAAUGAAUUAAUGACACUGUGACACAGAAAUCAUCACUAGAACAUUUCUUUAACCCAAGCUGUUACAGCAUGGCUCUUCACCCGUCAGUAUCAACACUACAGUUUUAUUUUUAAUAUCAUGGUCUAUCUAUCUGACUUCAUAAAGCCUGUAUUUCUGAAAUGAUGCUAACUAUCCAGUACAUAAAAAUACCACUACAUGGUUACAUAGGGAUUCAUCCAACCUGUAAUAAUAAUAAUAUUUCCAAUAAAACAAGACUGAGAUUA
Pangasianodon hypophthalmus (striped catfish) is the source of this 2809-nucleotide messenger RNA. RefSeq names its product matrix metallopeptidase 17b (gene mmp17b). NCBI's taxonomy places the organism in Eukaryota, Metazoa, Chordata, Actinopteri, Siluriformes, Pangasiidae. The transcript has 12 exons. Gene Ontology annotation, molecular function: zinc ion binding; metalloendopeptidase activity. Gene Ontology annotation, biological process: collagen catabolic process; extracellular matrix organization; proteolysis. Gene Ontology annotation, cellular component: extracellular matrix. The record is from RefSeq and is a predicted model, not a curated record. The coding region runs from base 234 to 2096 and encodes 620 amino acids.